This is a messenger RNA of Mucor velutinosus, 2382 nucleotides long. It is a transcript of the gene CYM1, whose product is annotated as Mitochondrial presequence protease. The record is from RefSeq and is a predicted model, not a curated record. Bases 1 to 2382 code for a protein of 793 amino acids. NCBI's taxonomy places the organism in Eukaryota, Fungi, Mucoromycota, Mucoromycetes, Mucorales, Mucoraceae. The transcript has a single exon.
AUGUCCUUUGCAACCAUUCUGCUUCUUUAUGCCAUCUUCAUUGCUACUGUAAUGAAUGCCUAUGGAGCGUUGCUUGCUUCAAGACACAUUUCAAACACAGUGGAACCUGAGGCGUUACAAAUCGCAACUACAGCAGCACAGAGCGACCACAUUAAACAUGUCAAGCAAAAGAUACACGAGAACACCGUCAUUGGAAGCACAAUACAAAUGAUCGUGGAGUGGAUUCAGGCAAACAAGCUGGCACCUCUCCAAUUUGACAUUGAGCAAGAUUUCGACUGUCAUCGUGCAUUAGCUAGGAAUGUCAUUGAUCAACUGCUUACUUCUCAAAGAUUGUCGGCCUUAUUCCAGGACAUGAACGGCGAAACCAAUGUUGCAUUGGCAAAUGGCGUUGCAAGAUUGGCUCUAGUGGCUAUGGACUUGGGCGAGUCUUCUGCUUUGCUGGCAGUAGUAACCGAGGUUCUCCUUAUCUGCAAUGAUUGCUCUGCCUUGAAUUUUAUUCAUUUUAGCGUAAAUCAAAAUACAUCAAUUGAAAAAUUACCCCACAUUCAGCAAAGCAUGGAGUUUGAAACCUUAUUGAUAGCAGCGAAUAGAUAUCGUGACACUGAAAACGCCUUUCGUGACCAACAUCAACACGAUAGACGCACUCUAGGUAGCGAGUCAAUCGAACGUAUUGCUGUCAGUGCUCUGGAAAAGAUCAACAGACUUCAAGCGGCUGCUGGAUUCAUCGUUCCCACAUCAAUGCAUGAUAUCGCUUCUGAAAAAUCUGGACGCCGCAUUUCAAAUUCAUCAACACUGACCAACAAUUCUGAAAUCAGCAGUUCAGUUUGUAGGUCUCCCAGCACCUCAUCAGUAGGCACUUCGAAUACAUCACUCACAGGCUAUGACUUGUCAAGAAAAGAACGCACCGAAUUCAUUGACAGAAAGGAUAUGUUGCAGCCCAACGAGGCAACUUAUUAUGACAUUAUCAAAUUCAAGACUGAUCUCUUACACAUCAAAUUGGAGGCAAAACAUCUUCUAGAUCAGGUCAUCAACCCGCUGACUAGCAUUGUAUCCACGGCAAAACCCAUUCACCGUAUUAAGCAGGUACAACACGCAUUUGCCACCCUGAUUUCUAUCUGUUGCGACACUGAAUCGGUUCUAAACAACCUGCAAUAUGGAUUUGCAUUCGAACAAUUGACAACGCACAUGGCUUCUCAUCUCAUCGAUGGCGCUUAUUCAAAAUUGCACCAGCAGACAAGCAUUGGAGACUAUCAAGCGAGCGAUUUCAAGGAGCUGACUGCCAGCGUCAACAAAGCCUUUGAUGUCACCUCCUCUGCUUUGAAGGCGUUCUCCAAUCUCAGUGCAGUUCCCAGCAGUUACUAUGCAAGAUACUUUGCGUCGAUGGAAGCACUCAUGGACAGAUGCACCCGGCUGGGCUCAGCGUACAAAAGCAUUGAUUCUGUGUAUCAAGGUGUCAUCGAAAUCAGAACAACAGUUCAGAAAGGCCACGACAAGCUCAGCACACUCCAAUACGACCAAGCAAUGCCAUUAAAAGACAUCGCUAUGAACAUCACAGCCAUUCAAUCCCUUUUUGCUGACAUCUACAGCUGCAGCACACAGAAAUUACAGGCUUUGUAUGGCACGCUCGAGCAGCAGAUCAAUUCCAGCAGCACUGGUGGAUAUCAAAGCGAAGAAAAGAUUGCCUUCAAUAUGGUCAAUCGCGUGUUUGAGGACAUUGCUAGCAUUAAGACAAAAAUCAAGAGUGCUUCUCAAGAAUUGGUUCAUUUGAGCGAUAAACACGACGUCAAAAACAACAUCAAUCAAGCAAAGAGCUGGCUCCAGGCAAUGAACUAUUCCUUGGGAUUAUUCAUCACUUUAGAGGCACUCUUUUCGUUUGGUUCCGUUGAUGCAGAUCAAGAAGCCUUGCAAGACAGAUACAGCGAUUUCCAAGAGAGAUUCACUGAAUUCACUCUGACUACUUACAACAAGAUAUGCUCCUACUUUGCCGAAGAUUAUGACGCAGGAUUGAAUUAUCAAAAGCUGGGCGAUACUCCUGGUGCCCAUAAUAGCAAGAAGGAGGAGUACAAACUGUUCGACAGUUUACAACAAGUGGUGGAUCUGACAAGCAAGCUGCUCAGCUAUACACAUCAGGCUUUGGUGCAAAGAAAGACAGUGACUGAAUACCUCCAUCAUCUCAAUGUCAUACAAGAAUGUAUCGCAUCAAACACACCUCUCCCUGCAUCCACUAGCUACGAACAUGCCUUUGCGUGUUUCUCCAACAUCUCAUACCCUCAGUUGAACAUUGACGGGCUCUCCAGCAUGCUCUACUACUACCAUCGUGAAUUGUAUAUUAGUUUGAGCGAGACAAAAGUAAAAUUAAUCGUCAACCAUCUUGGUGAUUAA